Aspergillus affinis is the source of this 1947-nucleotide messenger RNA. RefSeq names its product Zn(II)2Cys6 transcription factor. Gene Ontology annotation, cellular component: nucleus. NCBI's taxonomy places the organism in Eukaryota, Fungi, Ascomycota, Eurotiomycetes, Eurotiales, Aspergillaceae. Gene Ontology annotation, biological process: positive regulation of transcription by RNA polymerase II. The transcript has 4 exons. Gene Ontology annotation, molecular function: transcription cis-regulatory region binding; DNA-binding transcription factor activity. The coding region runs from base 1 to 1947 and encodes 648 amino acids. The record is from RefSeq and is a predicted model, not a curated record.
AUGCAUUCUGACCGACCACGAUCCCCACCGCAGGCCGAUCUCACGAAUGAGAGAGACGAGAGUGACUCGAGACGAGGCCAAAAGCGAGAGAAAACCCCCCACCGACUUAGUGGCUCCACCGACAACCUCGACGCGAUCCCCCGACCUUUGAUCUGCAAACGGCGGCAUGUGAAAUGCGACGAGGCAAGUCAACGCGCCUGCGUCUACGGUGACACAGACUCAGGGGUUGGAAGCAAUCUUUCGAUCGAUGCUGCUGCCGCAACGCCGUCAACGCCUCGAGAGGACCCCCCAAGGACCACACCGCAGCUUCAGGUCCAUGAGCCCCUACAGAUCCUGGUGGAUGCCUGCCAGCAGGAACGGCCUGUGUCGCAUGAACGUCCCCUCGGUCGCUCGUCGCUUGCGCCCGAUUCAACAGCUCCCAAUCACGAAAAUGUUCCCUCGCCGGCCACCGAGUCAACGGUCUCCAACCGCACGGGUGCCCCGAGAAGCUGGUUCGAAUUGUUGGCAACCGAUGCUGUCAAUGCAGAUGAGAACUUUUAUCUUUCACCCCAAUUGCGGACCCCGUCGACCCCAGCGCUCUCCUCGUCGCCGUUGUUCCCGGACCUUAAUCCCGGCUUUAAUCCUCGCACACUCCGGCAACGUGAGAGCUUCAAGGCGGCUUCGUUCGGAACCGAUCCGGAGAUUCAAAGGAGCUUGAUGCCAACACAACCCGGUGAUGUACCGAACAUGGUGGCAGAUGAUCCUUCGUGCUGGACGACGCCAUCUCCGAUACAAUUAUCACCCAAAGAGUACCGGAUAUUCAACCACUUUGUCAAAACCCUCAGCUCGUGGCUCGACUUCUUCGACCCAACUCUACAGUUCUCCACGGUUGUUCCACACCUCGCACUGCGAAAUACCGGCUUACUGAAGGCGCUUCUGGCCCUCUCCGCCCGGCAUCUCUCACUGUGGAAUGCCAACUACCCUUCCAGUAUGCCGCGAGACACUGGCUCGUCGACCAGCGACGUCAAGGAGGCCUGGAACCUUUCUGAAAUUGACCGCAAUCUAGCAGUCCAGUAUUACUACGAAACCCUUACCUAUUUAAACAAGGCCAUGAAGUACUCCAGCUACGCGUCGAGCCCCGAGCUCAUCUCUACUGCCCUGCUCAUCAGCACGUAUGAAAUGGUAGACGGCUCCAACCGAGACUGGGAGCGACAUUUAAAAGGAGUCUUCUGGAUCCAACGAUACCAGAACAACAACGGCGAGUGCGGCGGUAUUCGACAAGCAGUCUGGUGGGCCUGGUUGCGACAGGACGCCUGGGUGGCCAUGCGAGAACGCCGUCGUGUCUUCACCUUCUGGAAGCCAAAAAAGCAUUUUUCGAUAUUAACGCCUGCGGAGAUGGCUUGUCACUCGCAUUACCUUCUCGCGCAAUCAAUCAAUUACGCGUCGAAGGAAGAGUCCGAGUCGAAGGAUCUGCAACAACGGCUGGAGCGAGGCAGCGAGUUGCUCUGCAUGCUGCAGGAAUGGCUCGAUUAUCUCCCCAAUGAAUUCCGACCGCUGCCGACCGCACCUAGUGACAAGCUCUUUCCUCCUAUUUGGGUGCACCCCCCAUCAUAUGGGGCCGCACUGCAAUUGCAUAGUUUGGCGCGUAUUCUUGUCCUGCUGCAUCGCCCGUCGGUAGGGGGGCUACACGAUUAUCGUGCGGGUCAGCGCCUUUUGACGGCCUCAGUCAGUACGAUCUGCGGCAUCGCGCAGACGGUAGAUGAAGAUAAUAAUGCGGCCUGUCUGGUGUCGCUUAAUUCUUUAUACGGAGCUGGAAUGUGCGUCCACACGCCUCACGAGCGAACAAUUUUGCUCGACCUGAUGGACAUGUUCCAGCAGAGGGUCCGGUGGCCUAGCAAUUCCCUUCGGCGAGAUCUGGAGCUGGACUUUCAGAAGGACGACCUGCCGGGGCCUAUUGAUAACAGAUAA